Funneliformis geosporum is the source of this 138-nucleotide messenger RNA. NCBI's taxonomy places the organism in Eukaryota, Fungi, Glomeromycota, Glomeromycetes, Glomerales, Glomeraceae. The record is from the annotation of a GenBank genome assembly.
GUAUUGAUAGAAUAACAGAUGUUGAUAGAGGUAAAGAAGGAACUUUUGUUGAUAAAAGUGAAAGAGUAAUAGAUAUUAAUGAAGGUAAAAGAGUAAUAGAUGUUAAUAGAAAUAAAGGAAUAAUAGAUAUUAAUAAAA